GCAACCGCCGCCGGCAUGUCGAUCAACAGCUGGCACAGUCGGCGGGAGCGUGGGCUUCCGCCGCGCUUCGGCGACAUGGACAACAUCUAUCGCAACGUCUACGCCGGGCUGCAGUACGAUCCCACCGGGAGCAGCGCGAUAAAUUCGCCGUCCGCCGGCCAACCCAACAACGGUGCCGUCUACAGUCUAGAAUUUUCACCAUCCGGAGCAAUGUUGGCUGCAGCGUGUGAAAACAAAUGCUUCGCGCUGUACGACCCGCAGAACGCCAAACGCAUACAUACGGUCAGAGGGAUGCACGGUGCGAGUGUCAACUGCUUGAAGUUCAUCAACGAGCACACGGCCGUCACCAGCUCGGACGACCACCUGAUCCGCCUGUGGGACUUGCGCAACACGCAAACCAACCUGCGUACCCUCCGUGGCCACGUCGGCUCCGUGAAGGGGCUCGAGUACUCGCGCCGGGACGGCGUGCUCAUCUCGUCCGGGCUCGACGGCGUUUGCUACGGUUGGGAGCUGAACAGUCUCACCGAGCACGGCUGCCUCUACCGGCGUCUGCUGCACGUGCCCGGCAUGUUGCGCUGCCGCCUAUCGCCGGACGACAACCGGCUGGUCGUGGCCACCACCAACGGCUUCAUGAUGCUCAUCAACAACCUCAACCUGACCACCCUCGCCGAAGACACCGCGGGAUUUAAUCCCAGCCUGUACCGGCUGAUGCAGUUGAACAGCGAGAUGAUCCCGGCCGCACUACCCUACUACUCGGUGUUCAGCCAUACGCGCAACAACAUGGCCCUCAUUGUCGACUUUCACAAGAAAGACGAAGUGGACGUGAUAAACGGGCUCACGAUACACCCGAAAGGAUGGUGCGCCUUGAGCCGUUAUGUGACCUUCGACAACAAGGAGUGGUCUACCGUGCACGACAUCCGGAACAAACCGCUGGACGUGGAUGGUAACGGCGAGCCGGAUGAGUUCGAUGCGGCGGCGCUGCGAGCGGACGAUGAGGUGAUGGAAACGAUGUCGUUUCAGCAAAGCAAACGCGACGGCACCAGUACCAUCCCCGACGUUGUGAUCGAUGACAGCUUCGCGACGUAUCAGCUGGGCAUCGUUUCCAGCAAGCCCUCUCACACGGAUCGGUUCACGCAAACGCGAAUGAACGUGUGCCUGUGCGCGUCUACCUCGUCCAUCCGGGCGCUCGGCAAGCUACCGCCGGCGGAAACCGCCCCAUCGUCGAGCACCGUGACACGGCGGAGUGUCAAAGUGUGCGCGGUUGAGGGGGGAGUGGACAUGCAGACCAACACCAGCCUAACCAUCCCGCCCAACGGUACCGAUCGGUGCCUGUGCUUCCAGAGUGUCGCAAGUCCCGUGUCCGGGUUGCGAUCGGGUAGGGUGGGGGUUCCGGGGUCGUCAGACGCACCGGGCGGUAACAUGCAGGCGCCCCUAGGUACGAUCCGUACCAACGUCAGGGCUGUGGUAAGCCUCGAGCCGAUACCCGGACCGAGCCGCGCCACUGCUAGCGCUUCGCAGCCAUCGGUUGCUCUGCGGCGUACUACUAAUGCAUCGGCUCCGGGAGCUACGGCUGGGACGAGUCGAACAAGGGGCACGGCGAGCAGCUCUGGAAACGUUGGUCAACAGUCGAUGCCGGGCCCGAGUGGUAUUAGCAGCGCGGCGGGACAAGCCAGAGCGUCGACCCAGACGGCCGGAACGAGUCGGACCAGAGCCACCGCAAACUCCCGGAACGCGGGUGAAGAACCGAUGCCGUCGAGUAGCGCUGCAGUACACUCCAAGACGGUGCCUUCGGCAGCUACGGCCGUGCCCGGUCGAGUCAAAGCCACCGUCACCGAUGCGUCGACCGCUGGUCCGAGCGGGAGUAACGCAGGACCAUCCAAACUGGUACCUCAGGGGAGCCCUCAGCCCGGGCCUAGCCGUAUCCGGGCCCCCGCUUUAGCUGUAAAUUCGGGUCAACAAGAACCGAUGCCGGGUCCUAGUCGUAGUAACCACACCAUUGUAUCGGCUCCGGAACCGGUGGCCGGACCGAGUCGAACCAGAGCCACCGGGAACUCUAGUAGUAGCGCGCUCGAUGCACAAUCAAUGCCCGGGCCUAGUCGCAUCCGACCCCAACCGGGUCCCAGUGCCACUAUUACGUCUGCCCAAGCAGGACCCAUGCCCGGACCGAGCCGAAUUAGGCCCACUGGAAACGCUGCGUCCAGCACGUCGGCUCCCCAACCGGUGGCCGGACCUAGUCGCAUACGCGAAGUGACGCCACCGAAUCGAAUCAUCCAGCCCGGUGCUUUCGUUGGCAUGCAGGGAACGUCCCCGCCGUUCGAUCUCAUCGCACAGGUCAUUGUCUCGUCGCAAGAACCCGGUACUAAUCGCAUCGUGACACGCACAAGCCCACCCGUGAUCCUACUGGACAGCAUCGCUCAACUCGUCGCAUCCGGGCGCUACGGUGUUUCGAUCGAUGCACCGGCCGACGCCUCUCCGGAACUGGCACCGUCCGGUCCGCGCGUCAUCACCGUCCGGGAGGUGAUUGCCGGCAUAGAGCGCAUGUCCGACAGCGACGAGAUACCGCUCAGUUCCCCGCAACGCCAGCCACCUUCCGUGCCCGCUCCGGGGACACCGAACGCCUACGCCACCGCUCCACCGCCCCGGUUGCCCGGGCGGGAGGCAGGUGGUGCUCCCGCUUCCCUCCGCCAACCGCGCCCGGACGUGUGGGUCGGUCAGAUGACGCUGCGGGAGCGCAAGAUGGCGGCCGGGCGGCGCCUCAGUCAGCUGCGCGGCGUCAACUCCGGCAUCAACCAGCAGGCGGGCACCUCCGUGCGCCAAGGCAAGAUAGCGCGCAACGAUCCGCGCCUGCUGUUCUACACCGAGGAGUCGCUGCACUGUCCGCGCUACUUCAUCGAGCCGUCCUUCUCGCCGGACGGUCGCGUCAUCUGCUCGCCCUACAGUGGCGGCGCUCGCCUGCUGAUGUUCAACGAGCAGUGCGCCGAACCGCAGUACGCGGCCGAAUCCAUCCCCAAGCCGCUCUACGAGCUCAAGUUCCUCGGGCCGCAACCGCGCUUCGUCGUAUGCAGCCAGUUCAGCCCUCGCAUGCCGCUCGUCGUCACCGGGUGCCUCGACGGGGAAGUCCUGUUCCACCCGACGGUACUCUAAUUGUAUUAUAGUUUUUCUUAAUUAUUACCGAACCUAUUAUUAUCAAUGUUACGGAUACGUCGUUUGUAUGUAGCUGUAACUCAGAUUAAUUUGUAAUUCAAAGAGAUGUGCAAUGAACCAAUUGCAGCCAAUUUAGGUCUCGUAUGCCUCAAUGGGAGAAACCCUCUUCCACCCGACGUUUCUCCAAUCGAUGAAUUGUAUCAUAUUUGAUCAUAAUAAUUUUAAUACGUGCUAUUAGAUUACUGUUACGAAUAUGUCGUUUGUAUGUACUUCAAAUUCAGACUAAUUUGUGCUUUAACCAGACGUGCAAUCAGCAUUUGGCAGACUAAAAUAUACAGUAAAACCGUACUAAAUAAAUUAA
Molecule: messenger RNA, 3505 nt
Organism: Anopheles coustani
Lineage: Eukaryota; Metazoa; Arthropoda; Insecta; Diptera; Culicidae
Exons: 6
Coding region: 16-3144 (1042 amino acids)
Cellular component (GO): Cul4-RING E3 ubiquitin ligase complex
Molecular function (GO): protein binding
Source: RefSeq, a predicted model, not a curated record